Messenger RNA from Dentiscutata heterogama, 307 nucleotides. Lineage: Eukaryota; Fungi; Glomeromycota; Glomeromycetes; Diversisporales; Gigasporaceae. The record is from the annotation of a GenBank genome assembly.
GCUAUGAAGUUCAUCCAUAUUGUGCACUUUUCCUUUUUAUCAAUAUGCCAUUCAAUAACCUUAAAAAUCCUAUAAUUCAAUUAUUCUUUGAUGGAUAUAUCAAUUUUCGACCUGAGGUUAAUCAAUUAAAACAAUUGUUUGAACAAAUUUUUUAUAAAAAUUAUCAAAUUAAAAAUUUUGUUUUAAAUCAACGAAGUUGGCCGAAUAUUUCAAAUGAAAAGAAAGAGAAAUUAGUAGAAAAUUUUCCAUCACUUAAAAUCAAUAUAUUAAAAGAAUUACCUUAUAACCUUUUAAAACCGGACAUUUG